UCAAAGCUCAUGUCGUCUGAAGACAUCGCGGAGGAAAUUCGUGAAAGCUUCCCCGGCACCGAGGAGGUCAUCGUCCAGUACCUCGCGGGUUACCUUGUCGAUGAUGCUGGCGAGGAAGAAGAUGUCCUUCAAGUAGCACGCGAAAUUCUUGACUCGGUCGCUGCUGGACGCGUUGAUGUGCUCGAAAAGUUGAUGCUACGUCUGGCGGAACUGCUAGAGCCUACUUUCAGGGAACGCAUGAAGAACAGCGCUGGUCCGAAACUGCACAAACUUGACAAAGUAAUGGAUAUGAGUAAAACAACAAUGUCCAACACAAUCGCGUUCUCGGAAGGCGUAGACCUCGAAUCUAUCAAUAAGGGCAAGGCCUCCAAGGUUGAUGUCAAGAAACUCGAAAAGCAGGAGGCCAAGCUACGAGCUAAGAUUGAGAAACGCUCUCGGACUCUGUAUGAGGGCUCGAAACUGCUUGAUGCCCACCGGAAACAGCAAACGUAUGAAGAGAUGUUCAUGAAGAUUAAUCCACUCGAGGCAAACGCUGCCGCAAGAAACAAGAGCAAGGACAUCCAUCUGCCCUCGAUCGACGUCAACUUUGGCUCGAAUCGUAUCCUCUCUGGGGCCACACUAACCAUGGCCCACGGACGUCGAUAUGGUCUCAUAGGCCGUAACGGUGUCGGUAAAUCCACCCUUCUGCGACACAUUGCGAUGCGUGAAGUUCCCAUCCCCGCGCACAUCACGAUCUUGUUUGUCGAGCAAGAAAUCGUGGGCGACGACACAGUAGCCAUCGACUCUGUGCUCAAGGCUGAUGUAUGGCGUGACCAUCUGCUCAAGGAAGAAGCCUCUCUAAAUGCGAAAUUGGCGGAAUUGGAAGCGGAGGGCGACGAUAAACGCUUUGUAGAUGCCCGGGAAGAGGCCUCAGCGCGGUUGGCGGACGUCCACGCCCGCUUAUCCGACAUGGAUGCAGAGAGUGGUCCUGCCAGAGCGGCGGCCCUUCUUGCGGGUAAACGCAUCAUUCUGCUGCUUACUCACGAAUUUGACACCGACGGGCAGGGUUGGGUUUCAACGAAUCGGAUCAGCAGCGCCCAACGAAAUCAUUCAGUGGAGGCUGGCGGUGGGUUCACCAUUGGGUUCAAUGCAUUUUCUGACGGGGAAAUCCAUAGCAUGCGACUAGCGCUAGCAAGAGCUUUGUUCGUCAAGCCUUCUUUGCUUCUUUUGGACGAACCUUCCAAUCACAUUGAUUUGAAUGCCCUUGCGUGGUUGGAGGACUAUCUCCAAACAUGGCCCGGCACGCUUCUUGUUGUAUCGCAUGACCGUGCAUUCCUCGACGCCGUCGCCACUGAUAUCGUGCAUCAGCAUUCUGGUCGUCUUGAUUACUACAAGGGCAACUUUACACAGUUCUACUCAACCAAGUCAGAGCGCGACCGUAACAUGCGCAAGGAGUAUGAAACGCAGAUGGAAUACCGGCGUCACUUGCAAGCCUUCAUUGACCGGUGGCGUUAUAAUGCCAACCGUGCCGCCCAAGCCCAGUCCAAAAUCAAGAUCCUGGAGAAGUUACCCGAGCUCGAACCACCAGAAGAAGAUGAGACGGAGAACUUCAAGUUCCCGGAGACCGAGAAAAUAGCGCCGCCACUACUUCAAAUGAAUGAAGUAACGUUUGGCUAUUCGGCGGACAAGAUUAUCUUGAAGAAUAUCAACUUUGACGUCGGCCUUGAUUCAAGGGUUGCUAUCGUUGGCGCAAACGGAGCCGGAAAAUCGACACUAAUCAAAAUUCUGACGGGAGAUCUAAAUCCCAUGGCUGGUCAUGUCACACGCAACGGGAGGCUGCGCGUCGGGUACUUUGCGCAACACCAUGUCGACUCGCUGGUUCCGACCAUGACGCCCGUGCAAUUCCUUGCUUCUAAGUUCCCAGGACGGGUAGAGCAGGACUAUCGACAACAUCUGGGCAACUUCCAGAUCAGCGGUAUGACGGGGAUGCAACCAAUAGCUACUCUAUCCGGAGGACAGAAAAGUCGAGUUGCCUUUGCGGUUCUGUCGCUUCAGCAGCCUCACAUCUUGCUGCUUGAUGAGCCGACCAAUCAUCUCGAUAUCGAAGGCUUAGACGCUCUCAUGGUGGCUCUGCAAAAGUGGAAUGGUGGUGUGAUCAUCAUCUCGCAUGACGAACGCUUCAUCACCACUGUGGCGCAAGAGGCGGGUCGCUGUCGUUCUUCUACUAGAACAAGGCUAAGUCUUUGCAGCUGUGGGUAUGUGGCGAUGGGACAGUCUCAAAGUUCAGAGGCGAUGUGCAAGCCUAUAAGCACUCGCGCAGAGCUUGAUUGUUGGCAAUAUCAAAGCAAAGCCUUGAAGUUCGAACGGACCUGA
Mycena indigotica is the source of this 2352-nucleotide messenger RNA. RefSeq names its product Protein gcn20. Bases 10 to 2352 code for a protein of 780 amino acids. The record is from RefSeq and is a predicted model, not a curated record. Gene Ontology annotation, molecular function: ATP binding; ATP hydrolysis activity. NCBI's taxonomy places the organism in Eukaryota, Fungi, Basidiomycota, Agaricomycetes, Agaricales, Mycenaceae. The transcript is spliced from 19 exons.